AUGACGUCACGGCGCAACGCAUCACGACUGGCGCCAGCUCUGAAUGUCGGGAGGUGUUGUCGAUACAAGAAGCAAGAAAGACUUCUGCGUUUCGCCUGAUUUUGAGCUGUUCAUAGCAGGAUGGUGCAAGAGUUUCAUGUUUUGAGGUGUUUUUCCUGUCAGACAUUUCAAGUACAGCAGGUCAAAAAGAGCAAAAAAUGGAUCUGCAAGGUGUGUGGGGAAAAACAGUCACUUAUAAAGGAGUAUGGCAGAGGAACAGCCGCGGACUGCCGACGCCACGUACAGAAGCUGAAUUCAUUGCGUGGAGAGCUGCUUGAGGUAGACAACGAAAAAGCCUGGACUCAGUGGGAGAAGGAGGAGGAGUGUGAGGUUGAAGUCGGCCCUGUAGAUGACACCCAAGGUUGUGAACAAAAGGGCCAGGUUGAAAGCCGCUGGAGUAAAUACGUUGCCCAGAAAGAGAAUGAGCCAGGAUGCGAUGAAGAUGAGCCCGAAGAGGAAGAGAGCAUUUACACCGACAGAGAGUGGUACUGCACUCAGCGUAAUAACAUCAGCAGGAAAAGGAAGAAAAGCUUUACAUCAGGGGGUGCAUGCAGACGCUACACUGUUGGUGGUGAUGAGAACUUGGACACUGCUCAUUGGGGAGCUACGGGACGGCCACCACAGUCCCGUCGUCACAAUGCCACUUUCACUUCACCGCCUCAAGUACCAUGCGCUUCAUCUGGAUUCCCUCGCACCAGUACAAACCAGAUAACUGAUGCCCUUACUGACUCUCCAGCUGCAACACUGGGCUCAAAACACAUUAGUGCAUAUGAUGCUACAUGUUCCUGGUCCACUGGAGCAAAUAAGUCUUCUGCCGAGUUAAGCACCAAGCCUCAGCCCUCCGGUCCCUUAAGCGGUUGCUUCACAUCAUCAUUCUCUUCUAAACAUCCUAAUAAAUCUAAACCGGACAUCAAGAACUCCAAGUGGGCUCAAUUUCUUCCACCUGUCUGUGUUGGGGAAAUCAAGGAUGAAGGAGACAGUGGUGAGGAACCUCAGGAUGAAGAUGUAGACCAUUCAGCAUUAGCCCAGAGUCUAAUGAAAGCAGUUCCACUUAAGAAAACAGGCAGUACGAGCAGUGGAAAAGCUCUACUUGAAAAGGUUAAAGCUGCAGACACAGUACAGGAUCAGUUUCAUCAAAUUGUUCUAUUGUUGUUAUAUUCUUGUUCACCUGACUAAACUGCUCAGCUCAGGACCAGAUUUUGAAGGUGUAAUCGAGAGUGAGCACUCCAGCUUUAAAUAAUAUUUUCACUGUCAUUAUUAUAGUGUAAAUAAAUAGAUGUAUCUCAUAUGGUAAAGCAAAUGACAUUAGGAAAACUUUUCCAAAAGUGAAUCUGACUUCUAGAAUAAAUCAGCAGCAACAACA
Messenger RNA from Silurus meridionalis, 1402 nucleotides. Its product is annotated as MRN complex interacting protein. Gene Ontology annotation, biological process: mitotic G2 DNA damage checkpoint signaling. The transcript is spliced from 8 exons. Gene Ontology annotation, molecular function: chromatin binding. NCBI's taxonomy places the organism in Eukaryota, Metazoa, Chordata, Actinopteri, Siluriformes, Siluridae. Gene Ontology annotation, cellular component: nucleus. Bases 121 to 1215 code for a protein of 364 amino acids. The record is from RefSeq and is a predicted model, not a curated record.